GGGGGGGGGGGGGGGGGAGAGUGGCUGCAUAGUGCUGCGCCGAUUGGGGCGCUCGAUCGGGGGAAGAGAGAUGGCGUGCUUGUUGGAGGCCCCUCUCCGCAUCAGUGUGCUGUCUGAAGUCACUGCCACUAGUCGCCAUUAUGUUGACCGACUGUUUGACCCCGACCCACAGAAAGUGCUGCAGGGAGUCAUUGACAUGAAGAACGCCGUCAUAGGAAACAACAAGCAGAAGGCCAAUCUGAUUGUCCUGGGAGCUGUGCCGAGGUUACUUUACCUGCUCGGGCAGAGCUCGUCCAGUCCGGAGCUACGGACCGAGUGUGCCGUGGUGCUGGGCAGCCUAGCCAUGGGUACCGAGAACAACAUCAAGUCCCUGGUGGACUGUCACAUCAUCCCUGCCCUUCUUCAAGGUCUUCUGUGUCCGGACCUGAUCUUCAUCGAAGCUUGUCUUCGAUGUCUCAGAACGGUCUUCAUCAGUCCAGUCACUCCUGUGCAGCUGCUCUAUACUGACCCCACUGUGAUUCCCCAUCUAAUGUCUCUACUGAGCCGCUCACAGAAGACCCAGGAGUACAUCACACAGAUCUUCUCCCACUGUUGUAAGACCCCAGAGCACCAGACGGUUCUUUUCAACCAUGGCGCCAUCCAGAACAUUGCCCCUCUACUUAUCUCACCCUCUUAUAAGGUCCGGAUGCAGGCGUUAAAGUGUUUCUCAGUCCUUGCCUAUGAGAACACUCAGGUCUCCAUGACACUGGUGAAUGUGCUGGUGGAUGGUGAGCUGCUCUCUCAGGUAUUUGUCAGAAUGAUGCAAAGGGAUCAACCCAUUGAAAUGCAACUAACGGCAGCCAAAUGUCUAACGUACAUGUGUCGAGCGGGUGCCAUCAGGACAGACGACAGCUGCAUUGUCCUAAAGACCCUGCCAUGCCUCGUGCGGAUGUGCAGUAAAGAGCAUUUGCUCGAGGAGAGGGUGGAGGGUGCGGAGACGCUGGCCUACCUGAUGGAGCCCGACGUGGAGCUGCAGAGGAUCGCAAGCACCACCGACCACCUGGUGGCCAUGCUGGCCGACUACUUCAAAUACCCCAGCUCUGUGUCUGCCAUCACGGACAUCAAGCGGCUGGAUCAUGACCUGAAGCACGCACACGAGCUGAGACAAGCCGCUUUCAAACUGUACGCCUCACUCGGCUCCAACGACGAGGACAUCCGCAAAAAGAUCACAGAGACGGAGAACAUGAUGGACCGGAUAGUCAGUGGCCUAUCAGAAUCCAGCAUUAAAGUCCGUUUGGCGGCCGUCAGGUGUCUUCACAGUCUGUCGCGGUCGGUGCAGCAGCUGAGGACGAGCUUCCACGACCAUGCAGUGUGGAAACCCCUCAUGAAGCUGUUGCAGAACGCCCCGGAUGAAGUCCUGGUCAUGGCCUCCUCUACACUAUGCAAUCUACUACUGGAGUUCUCCCCCAGCAAAGAGCCCAUCCUGGAGUCGGGCGUGAUUGAAUUACUAUGCAGUCUGACCCAGAGUGACAGUCCUGCACUGAGGGUCAAUGGGAUCUGGGCUCUGAUGAACAUGGCGUUCCAGGCCGAUCAGAAGGUGAAGGUGGAGAUCGUUCGGGGUUUGGGUACAGAACAGUUGUUCCGCCUGCUAUCAGACCCCGACACCAAUGUGCUAAUGAAGACCCUCGGUUUGCUGCGCAAUCUGCUGUCAACACGCCCACACAUCGACCAGAUCAUGAGCUCUCAUGGGAAGCAGAUCAUGCAGGCGGUGACCCUCAUCCUGGAGGCGGAGCACAGUAUAGAGGUGAAAGAGCAGACGCUGUGCAUCCUAGCCAACAUCGCCGACGGCAACACAGCCAAGGAACUCAUCAUGACCAAUGAUGACAUGCUCCAGAAAAUCAAAUACUACAUGGGACAUUCGAAUGUGAAACUGCAGCUCGCUGCCACCUUCUGCAUCUCAAAUCUAAUCUGGAACGAGGACGACGUUCAAGCAGUGGUCAACAGCGAUUGUGCCCACAAAGGUUCUCAGGAGCGGCAGGAUAAGCUGAGGGAGAUGGGCUUCGUGGAUAUCCUGCACAAACUCACCCAGGCCUCUGACCCCAACCUCUGCGACAGGGCAAAGACGGCGAUGCAGCAGUACCUAGCGUGACUACAGAGGGGAGGGAUUCCAGCCGAACUAACAGUCGCCGGGAGGACACAUGCCAUUGGUUCUUUUGUUUCUUGUUUGGUUUAACCUCGAGGCUUGUUUUGUUGCACAAAGACACCUCUUUUUGGACCUGUGGCUGGCCUCCCUUCACCUCCCCCCCCCCCCCCCCCCAAAAA
This is a messenger RNA of Anarrhichthys ocellatus (wolf-eel), 2301 nucleotides long. It is a transcript of the gene armc8, whose product is annotated as armadillo repeat containing 8. The transcript is spliced from 23 exons. Gene Ontology annotation, cellular component: GID complex. Gene Ontology annotation, biological process: proteasome-mediated ubiquitin-dependent protein catabolic process. Gene Ontology annotation, molecular function: protein binding. The record is from RefSeq and is a predicted model, not a curated record. Lineage: Eukaryota; Metazoa; Chordata; Actinopteri; Perciformes; Anarhichadidae. The coding region runs from base 71 to 2128 and encodes 685 amino acids.